UUUAAUUAUUUCUUCCCCUGAUAACAGAGGCGUAACCAAAAGCUUCUAGAAGAAGCACCUUCUCCAGCAUUGACCGCUGAAUUGCGAAAAGCCAUGGGCGAUGCAGCAGUCGCCGCAGCAGCUUCCAUUGGGUACAUUGGUGUUGGCACUGUGGAAUUUCUUUUAGAUGAAAGAGGUUCCUUCUACUUCAUGGAAAUGAACACUAGGAUUCAGGUGGAGCAUCCUGUAACAGAAAUGAUUUACUCCGUUGAUUUGAUAGAGGAGCAGAUUCGUGUUGCAAUGGGAGAGAAACUUCGUUACAAACAGGAAGAGAUUGUGCUCAGAGGGCACUCAAUUGAAUGUCGUAUCAAUGCAGAAGAUCCAUUCAAAGGAUUCAGACCUGGCCCUGGCAGAAUAACAUCAUACCUGCCAUCUGGAGGUCCUUUCGUUAGAAUGGACAGCCAUGUUUAUUCCGACUACGUUGUGCCUCCAAGCUAUGAUUCUCUUCUAGGAAAGCUUAUUGUGUGGGCUCCAACAAGGGAAAAAGCAAUUGAACGGAUGAAGCGUGCUCUUGAUGACACUAUAAUUACAGGGGUUCCAACGACCAUCAAUUACCACAAACUUAUCCUUGAUGUUGAGGAUUUCAAAAAUGGAAAAGUUGAUACAGCUUUCAUCGUCAAGCAUGAAGAGGAGCUAGCUGAGCCUCAAGAAAUUGUGGCAGUGAAGGAUCUGACAAAUGCAGCGGUUUAGAAUGAUACAUCAGCUCUGAAAGACCACCCAAUUAUUGCAAUCUUCGUCUCCUUUUGUGUUGUUAUUGGUACAAACUUCGGUAACGAUACGAUUGAUUUACUCGAGUAUGUGGUUUUAUCGUGAUGUUCUUCUUGUGUCAUAAAGAAGAAGAAACAGUUUUGUUUGUA
Messenger RNA from Camelina sativa (false flax), 896 nucleotides. NCBI's taxonomy places the organism in Eukaryota, Viridiplantae, Streptophyta, Magnoliopsida, Brassicales, Brassicaceae. The record is from RefSeq and is a predicted model, not a curated record.